Messenger RNA from Amphimedon queenslandica, 6255 nucleotides. RefSeq lists its product as uncharacterized. Lineage: Eukaryota; Metazoa; Porifera; Demospongiae; Haplosclerida; Niphatidae. The record is from RefSeq and is a predicted model, not a curated record. The transcript is spliced from 26 exons. The coding region runs from base 62 to 5947 and encodes 1961 amino acids. Gene Ontology annotation, molecular function: protein binding.
AAAAGAAAGGGAACAUUUAUUGUUGAAGAAUAUUAUUUAUGAUGAUUUGAAAUCUCUGAAAAUGCUGAAAGUAUCUUUAGAUACUUCUGAAGGGGAAAUAUGCAAAGAAAUAGUCAAUUUUAUUGAUAAUAGACAACAAAGAGUUUUUGUUGUCAUAGCCAAUAUGCAAGAUUUAACAGUAGAAAUGGUUAACUACUUGCGUUUAAUGAUUGAACAGAAAGAAAGCAAAUCAAUAUAUAGUGACAAAGUUUUUGCCCUUCUACUUAGUUUUCCUCAAGUUCAAUUUUUCAAUCGUUGUUACCCAACACUUUUUCUUCAUGGAUGGGAUUAUUUCUAUUUGGAUUCACUAACUACUGAUAUGGGAGUGGAAGGAAUUUCUGAAUCACUACGAAAUGUAGUCAAUAUUAAACAAUGUUUUCGUAUUGCUUUAGGAAUUCAAGAGGGUAAUGAUGUGCUAAGUCUUGAUUUAGAGCCACUAUUAGAAGUUGCUAUACCUGUUGUUUCUGCAAGGGUCAUUGUUGGUUCUAGUAAUGGAGAGUAUAAUAAGGCCAUAUCAGUCAGUGCAAGACAAGUACAGAUUAAAAAAAUAUUUUUCAAAGCACAAGAAAAACAUGCCUGUACUCCAAUUGGAGAGGCAUUUUGUACCUUGUUUCGUGAGUAUUGGGAUAAUAAAACUGUCAUUAGAUUUUUGCAAGAUGCUGCUAAUUUUACAUUUCAGCAUCAAUCAACUCUCAGUAUUACCAGUUAUGUGCAAACAAGAAUAAAAGCUCUGUUUUUUGAAUUUUUAGUCUAUAUGUUAUGGUUGAUUAAUCAAGAUUGCAACUUAGACACUUUAGUGUCACGAAUGAAUACUGAUUCGUAUGAGAUAGUCCAAAAAGUUUUUUCCAGUGUCAUACAGACAAUGUUUAAAAGGCUGCACAAUUUACAAACAUUAUCAUAUGUUUGUCGAAAUCUACGUCCACCAGAAGAUAAAAAAUUUCAAUUUCCUUUCUUUAAUUUGAUUUAUCAUUAUAUGGAAGAAUUAAUUGAUGUGUGCUAUGGAAUAAUGAAUAAAAAGAAACUUGAUCCAAAAACCAGCAUUAGUCCAAAAAAGACUAAAGAGUUUCUAGAACAGCAGAUGUUAAAUGAAAUGAAGAACAAAUUAAAUCAACUGAUUGAGAAUUUUGCCUCAACUAAUGCAAACAAUUUGUGUGGACGAGAUCAAGCAAUGGCUUCUGUUAUUUCAUCAUUACAAAAUGGAGAUCUUUGGCAGUGCUAUUUCCAUGACUUCAUAAAGCUUAAGUGUGCUCAGUCUGAUGACAUACAGACAGUACUUCCAGAGGAAACUGUUAUUGCACAGGUUUUGUCCAUUUCUUUCAAUUUUGAGCGACAAAAAGAUAACUAUAUUUCUCGCUUAGCCUGGCUUCAUGUUUGCUCUGAGAUUUGUAAAACAGACUUAAAUCAAACAAUUGAUAAACUAAAAAGGUUAAAAACUUUUAUAGCACAUCAUCCCCAGGAGACAAUAGCAACUGUUACACAAACUGUGGUCACCGGUUACAAAAAUUUGGAGGCUCUUAUUAUUAAAAGGUGUUAUACAUCCUUGCAUGACAGUGUUGAUGAUCAAGUUGCUCUGAUACAGUGGUACAAGUUAUACAAAGAUAUUAUUCAAAUGGAGAGUCUUUACAAUUCUCUUCAUGACUUAGAGGAUCCACAACUCAGAUUUGAUUUUUUUAAGGUUUAUAUUAUGUACAGUCUCGUUCAUAGUCACAGAGAUCCUACAUCAGCUGAAUGUCUUGAAUUAUGUGUAUUUCUUUACAGUGAAAAAAUUAAUCCAAUAUCAAAUAUUAGUGUAGAGUAUGCUUUCUCAGAAUGUUUAUCAGCUAUGAAAGCUUUGAACUGUAGCAAGUCAUUCAUCAGCUCAGUUGUUGACAUGUUACUUAGCUUUAUGUUUCAUACUAUUACACCAGCUGGUCAGUCCUGUUAUUGCUGGUUUUUUAGUGCAGCAUUACCAGAAAGUAAAGACCAAUUGUUGCAGUACAUCACUCCUGCUCAAUACAAAUUUUAUCUUCUUUUGAUUCUUAAACUAAACCAACUUAAUGAUGAAGAUGAAAAUGAUGUGCUCAAAAUAUUCCAAUCAGAUUUACGUAGAGAGAUCAUUUUUUUAAUUAGAAGUUCAAAAAUGAAUUUAACAGAAUCAUUUAUUUUUAGUCAUGCUGUUGAUUCAGAAAAGAUGACACUGGCCAAUGCAUAUAUGCAAAUUGUGUAUCAUCAUCAAGCAAUAAAUUUUUCAAAGAUUAAACUUAAAGUUGCUAUUACAAAACUGAAAUUGUUGAUAGACAAAAGUCAAAGUUGUGAAGAUCAAUCAGAAAAAAGUUUGCUACAGUUAGAAACAGAAGCUUUUACACAAAUAUUCCUUCAAGUGAUGGCUUACAAUUUGGCUGAUGUAGAAGGCUCUCAAAUGGUGCCUCGUCUUCCACCUCAAGUUGAAACUUAUUUGGAAAGCAAUGAAAUGAAUGGCUCAAUAUUUUGUAUGCUUUUAUGGAAUAGACUGAAAAGUACUGAGAAGUUGAGAAGAACUUUGAUUGCCUAUUAUGAUGAUAGAUCUAAAUUUACUUGUUUAAACAAAUGCAAACAGAUGGCUAAAGACGAGAUGCAAGAAAGUGUAGAAUUUUCUUUACCUGCAUUAAUUCAAAAGAAGACUGAAGUUAAAGAGUUGUACAGGAAGACAUGUAAAGUAUUACUGGAUAUUCAUCAAAGGAAACAGACAAGUGAUGGAUUAAAUAAAUUAAAAGAAGAGUGUGGUGUAGAUCUAGAAGUGCAAGUAGAAAUCUCAGUUAGUCAGGGUGAAUCAUUUAGAAUUAAAAAAAGAAAUGCACUUUGUAUGUGUAUUUGGCUUUGUUCAUUCUAUGAAUUUUAUCUUAAGAAGGUUAAAUCAGGACAUCUUGCAAGUGCUGUACAUUCUGAAAUGGAAGACUAUUUUUCAGAAGAUUGUAUUAGGCUAAUCAUAUGUUUUAUAAAUAGCCAACUUAUUACACCACAAAAUGAACAGGAUUUACCAUCAGAUCCCAAUGCUCCAUUGUUUGAAGUUCAAGGACAUAGGAUAGUACCAAUACAGCGUCAAGGACAUAGAAGUGACCCAAUAUACAAAUUAUUUUUUCCUGAUAAACAAGAUGAUCAAUCAAGACAAAUAUGUAAUGCAUUAGCAACUGUAACAGCUGCCAUUCUAGCUUGUCCUGAUCAAUCGAAUCAUCUUUGGUAUCAUUUAUUCUCUCCUGAUAAAUUAUCAGGCACUCAAGUCACUGGAUUCCUAUUAAACUCAGCUAUUAAAGAAGGAAGGUUGUAUGACUGUGGUAUAGUAUUAGAUGAAGAAGGAGAAUAUGGUAGACCAGAAUACUUGCACAGAGCUGAAAAAGGAAUGCUAACUUUGCACUCGCUUUAUCUUCUUCUUUGGUGUAACUUCGGAACAUUUUGUAUGAAUUUAUUGACACAAAGAGAUUCUAACAUAAAAGGAACUGUAAUAUCAUCGUACCAAGCUGUUCGUCAUUAUUGCAAGUCUCAAUUAAGUUUAAUGUGGUUACACAUGACUACUAACAUGGCACUAACUGAUGAGCAAUUGUCUUUGCUAAUUGUAUGCUCCAUGAAGAGAAUGAUUCAAAAUUCAUAUCAAAGACCAACAGGGCUAUUACAUGAAUUAGAGAAGAGGGAUGAGUAUGAAAAAAUGUGGCAUGCUCAAAUAUUUGCUCCAUCACUAAAAGAAGUUGAAAACAAUUUUGCAAGUUAUUUAUCUAAAUUAAAAGCUGAUGACCUUAUAGCUAAAUUAAACUUAAGAGAGCUUAGCUGUAGUUACCCUCAUGUGCCCACAUUACAGCAGUUCACUCAUUUUGUGCAAAGACACUGUGCUUCCUCUGAACAGAGAGGAAAAUAUGAUGUUUUAGUAAAGCUAACAAAUUCAUAUUCUCGUCUUCAGUCUUAUAGUGCUUUAUUACCAUCUCUUAUUGAGUUCUAUCAGUGGAUUGUCACUGACUUGUCUCAUGAUCUUACUCAAGAGGAAAGCACAAAAAUGGGCAUAUGUAGUGCUGUGAAAUAUGCUUCAGAAAAAUAUUCAAAAGAUGUGGAAAAGAAUUACACUAAAUUAUUUGAAAGAGUACAAAAUGAUUACAAUGAAUACUUGAAAGUGAUUGACUUUUCAAUCGGUGCUGGUGCUUGUGCCAAUGUACAAAGAAAAAAUUCAGUUCCAUUAAUGAAUGAUGCAACUGAAGUGUUUAAAUUUUUACCAGGAGGGACAAGCGAUGAGACAGAGGAACAAAGAGAUUUUCUGUUCCUUGUAAUUCAAGAUAUUGUUAAUUUUCAUAACAACUUUUUAAGAGAGAUUAAUGAACUGAUUAAGCAUAAUGAUACUCUCAAAAAGUAUUUGUCUACACUUCCAGAUGAAGAAAAUGCAGAGUUUGCAAUGCUUCGUGUGCAUCCAUUAGCUGUGAAUGAAUAUUCAUGUAUAUUAGGCCACAAUGUAUCAAACAGAAGGUCACUGUUAGAGCUAGUACAUAAACAUCAAACUGAAACUGGAUAUGAUUUAGAUAAAAUACAAGAAGAAAUUGUUGUACAUUUCAUUGCUGGAAAACUUCCAAUUGAUGAUUGCCAAACUAAGCUCAAGUUGCAAUUUCACUACAAAGUAAUGCACACUGAACAAAGCAAAAUGCAACAUCCAACUGAACUAAUGCUCACACUUGACCAGCUAAAUGAUGAAGAUAUGAAAAAAUCAAUACCUCAAGAUGAAGGCUUUUUGACAGCUCUGAAGAAUGAGUUGUACACUCUUGAUUAUGAUAAACUUGUAGAAGUGGCUCAUUGUUUAAAAACUAUUGCUGAACACAUCAUUAAAAAAAUUGAAGAGGGUCAAAUUCUUAAAAAUGACAUUAUUGAUCAAAAUGUGGGAGAUGUUUUACCAAAAAUAGUUUAUGAUCAAGAGGAUCAGCAUGAUUUAUUGAAGGUUUUUGAUGACCUUGGAAUGAACAAACUUCAAAAUAUUCAUCGUGUACGUAUUGUAGCCAUACCUAUGAAGCAUUUAUUGACAACAUUGCAAGUUAUUGUAGAGUGGAUUAAAGAUGGAAUAUAUGAUUUCCAUACUUUACCAAAAGCAAUGAAAGUACCAUUGAAAAAAGAAGAUGAAGAAAAAAUAUUUGCUAUUCAGAAAGAUUUCAAACAAAAUCACAUUGAUGAACUAUUGGAGAAAUUAAAAGGAAUUGUUGUUGUUUUGACAGACUGUGAACAAGAUCUUAUGAAAAAGAUUGAUGAAGAGCUGGACGUAUCAAUAUUUCAAUAUUUGAGAAAUUUGUCACUUGUAACUGAUGAUGAUGAAAAUCUUAUCAAGCUAUUUCCAAAACAUAUAAAACCCAGACACUACAUGGCAUUACGAAUAUGUUUAAGAAAAGUUAUUAUUUGCAUUGAAGAAGAACGACUUGAUGAAGGCUUGCAUAAAAACAAAUGGUCUGAAUAUGUUGAGGAUCUAUGGUCAGAAGAAAAAUUAGAGCACCUGAGAGAAAUGGCAACUGAAAUUGAUUACACUCAAGUAUAUGAUCCAGUCAAAGGUGCAUAUGGCUUUGAUGAUGAGGAAAUUAUAGCGGAAGAAAACAUUAUGACUGAAGAAGAUGAUAGCAUGCCUCAAGUGUCACAAGAUUCUCCAAAUUUAAGCAGACCUGAGACUGUUAGUGAAGAAGCUCCAUCUGCAGCUCAAACCAGUGAUCAUGACCUUAGUGCUGCAGCUGAAAAAGUUACUUCUACAGAUAUAUCAGACUAUCUUCGCUCCUUGAAAUUAGAUCAAUACAUUGAGGAGUUUAUGGAAAUGGAAAUUGAUGGUAUUGCUUUGUUUGAUAUUGAUGAUGAAACCUUGGAAACACUGGGUGUGGACACAAAGAAAGACAGGCUUAAAAUAAAGACCAGGUUUAAGCAAUGGUUAAGAAAAAAGCCUGUGUAGAUCUAGUAUACUGGUAGUACAUCUAUAUUGUAGUUUGUAGUGAGUUUGCUGAUUUUAGCUAGCUAGACUAAUUAAUAUAAUAUUUUUAUAGAUAUGAGUGGAACUUUUUUUUGUGCUGAACUAAUUAAAAAUUGCAAUGUUUAGUCAGAUUUAAUAGUAAAUUUAUAAUUAUUAAAAUUUUUGCACAAAUUCUAAUAUCCCGGCAAUUGAUAUGCAUGAAAAUGGCAUCUAAAACGGAAGAUGAAAAACCACUGAAAUUAUUACAGUAAUAGAAAACUAAUUCUUUUUAGAUUCAUUUUCACUGAACU